CAAUGCAGUACAAAGGAUUGAGCUGUGUUUUUCAGAGGCCUGCCACCUGUUAAAUUUCCCUCUUUCCCUUUUACCCCCCACCCCCAAAGUCAGCUGGGAGAAAGGGGGCCCUUUUGUCCCAACAUAGUUCCCUGCAGAGUUGCCAAGCUUGUUCAAGUUGGAAUUUUUGCUCGCUCUCGCCCGUUAAUCGACGGCUCGGUGCAGGAAAUAACAUGGAGAACAAGUUUCUCAAAUGGAUUCUGACGCUUUGCAUGUUUUACUCAGUGUCAGGUGAAGGCUGCUCCCUCAUCCUCAAGCCUUCCAGGGUCGUGGUGGGUUUUGGGGAGUCGGUGUCGGUCAGCUGCGAGGCCGCUCGCCCGGUGCGCGUCCUGGGCUGGGAGUCGGCCAUCAGCGCCGCGCACACUCAGCAGGACUUGUCCGUCCAGUGGAAGGUGGACAGUCUCAUUGACUGGAUAGAGGAGCCGAUCUGCUAUGGUGUGUUUUUCACAGCUCCGAGACAGUGUGAGGAAAAACUCAACCUCGUCCUCUACAAAACUCCAGACAGCGUUUCGAUCAGGCCUGUGAACCACACCGGCCCCAUGGUUGAAGGGAAAGAGUACCAGCUGCUCUGCGAGGUGCAGAAUAUUGCACCUGUUCAGUACCUCACCCUGAGGUGGUACAAGGAGCAGACGGAGGUCUAUAACCACUCCUUCUCCGACCUCACAUCUCCCUCACCUGUCCAAGUGUCCUCUAUCCUUAUGGUCACGCCAACCAAAGCCGAGAACGGAGCACAGUACAGGUGCGUAGCGGAGCUGGAGCUCGGACCAGAGGGACCACAACCACCUCCUACUGUGACCUCGGAGCCUCUUAACGCCUCUGUGUACUUUCCCCCAACGUUCCCCAGUCCCGAGCCAGAGGUCUUGGACCUUAUAGCAGGUGCCGAACUGACCUUGAACUGCACUGCCAUAGGAAACCCCACACCCAUGUACAGCUGGCAAUCCUCCAAUCCCAUUCAGGAGAGGAUGGAGGAUGAAGCAGUUCUUACCUCCUCCUCACUGCAGCCAGGGACCUACACCUGCACUGCCUCCAAUCCACUGGAGAAGAGGAGCAAGCAGUUCAUUGUCAAGGCCAAGACCAAAGGUGUUUGAAACAAGAGAUCUUGAGACGGGAUCAGAUGACCACAUUGGACACACAAGGAGAAUUCAGCUAAGGGGAUUUUACUGUUGCUGCUUUGGAGACAGAAAUGACAUUCAUGACUCAACAGAUAUUUAUGACGAUCUUGCUAUCAGGCAGAAUUAGAUCUCAUUUAAUAGAUCUGAAUAUACUAUGUUGUCAUUUAAUUUGUCAGUAUUUUAACAUGAAUGUAUUCUGUGAGGUAGAUCGGUGGUUUAGGAUAUAGGUCACUUUUUAUGCUUCCCAUGUGAUACCCUUACUCUAAUUUAUAUUAUUUGCUAGACUUAUUUUCGUAUUAAUGAAAUUAUCUUGUAACCGCUACUCUUGAUAUAGUGAUGAUGACUACAUUAUUAUUAAUGCAUGCUGGAAAUUUAAUACACAAUGUUAAAGAUCAGCAGGCCAUUACUGUAAAUAUU
Molecule: messenger RNA, 1568 nt
Organism: Epinephelus fuscoguttatus (brown-marbled grouper)
Lineage: Eukaryota; Metazoa; Chordata; Actinopteri; Perciformes; Serranidae
Product: hemicentin-2-like
Exons: 5
Coding region: 213-1127 (304 amino acids)
Biological process (GO): cell adhesion
Molecular function (GO): integrin binding
Source: RefSeq, a predicted model, not a curated record